Messenger RNA from Scomber japonicus (chub mackerel), 7431 nucleotides. RefSeq names its product neuroligin 2b (gene nlgn2b). Gene Ontology annotation, cellular component: synapse; cell surface; postsynaptic specialization membrane. The record is from RefSeq and is a predicted model, not a curated record. Gene Ontology annotation, molecular function: signaling receptor activity; neurexin family protein binding. The transcript has 9 exons. Bases 1090 to 3705 code for a protein of 871 amino acids. NCBI's taxonomy places the organism in Eukaryota, Metazoa, Chordata, Actinopteri, Scombriformes, Scombridae. Gene Ontology annotation, biological process: neuron cell-cell adhesion; chemical synaptic transmission; postsynaptic membrane assembly.
CUGUUGAAGCUGUGGGAUCUUUCUCCAGUGCAGUCACCGAGCGCGUCAAAAUAAUAUCAUCACUGCAUCCUCACAUUUCAAUCCUUCAUGGUGCUGUUCUUAAACCAUGAAGGCUAAACGGAAGAUCUCAGGCUGAGCCACUAUUUUGUGGUAAGAGCGUCAGAUACCAAGUGAAACCAACAGAGAGAGAGAGAAAGAGGGAGAGAGAGUGAGCUUCACGCAAGCGCGUAAAGACGAGAUUGGACACCUGAUUUUGUUGGGUGUCUUUAGAGCGCUAUUCUACAUUUUAAGUCCCAACAAUCCGUGUUUUUCUUUUUUUUAAGGCCCUCUCGGUGCAGCGGGGGCAGAUAUCGUGGAUUAUUAUCAGCAAUGGACAAAUGGGGAAAAGAGGACAGAUCGCUGCGUUGACUUUUGAAGCAGAGUCUUGAUGCUGUAGCAUUACGCAUUUAUUUUACUGUGUGAGCGCUUUUCUUUUUCUUUCCACGUCUGAAUUACACUCUGUAUCUCAACAUUAUUUUUCAAAAAAAGAAAGUCAAAACAUCUGUGGAUAAGGAACAGAGCAGGGGUGUUGUCAGAGAGGGAAUGAGAGGAGGAGGGGGGCAGUAUGAGGUGUGCUUUUUUUGGAAAAGCCGGAGAAAGACGGACACCGAGAAGGUGUGCUGAUGUGCGAAAGCCUGCGACGAGUUACCCUCCUGAGAAAUAAUUGCGAUCGGGGGGAAGAAAUGGCCUAGUUAAAAAAAAAACACCGUCGACACACCGACACCGACAGAGGAUAGAAAAGAAGAAUCGUGUUUAGAUGGACGGGCCAUCAUCAUCGUCAUCCACAUAAUUCCGGGCGCUUGUAUCGAGUCUUUUAGGUGUAAUUGGCUCCUUGACUGCAGCUCUGGACCCAUCAGAAGUUCCACAGAGGAAGACGGAUGAGACCACAAAGUCCUACCUGAGAAUGCUACCUAUUCCACCACCUCACCAUGUCACCCUAGGAAAUCUGUUAACCUCUCCCCUUCCACAAAUCCUCUUUUUGCCUUUGUUAUCUCCCAUAACCCACUGAAUUUGUGAUCCCUAUCUAUACCCAGCUCAAGUCCCAGUGAUAUGACUAAAAGAGCCUUUAUUUUGGACAUGUUGUUUUUUCCUCUCAAUACUGCCAGCCACCAAGGCUAUGGUGGGAAACGUCAUUAUACUUCUCAGCAGAUUGCUAAUCACUGUCUGGCGUGGCUCUUAGGACUAGUGCUACACCUGACCCUUUCCUCAUGUCAACGGGUUGACCUAAAACACCCCAUAGUGUCCACAGCCUAUGGAAAGAUACGUGGUAUCAGGAAAGAGCUCAACAAUGAGAUCUUGGGCCCCGUGGAACAGUACUUAGGUGUGCCAUACGCCACUGCACCUAUCGGCGAGCGCCGCUUCCAGCCUCCUGAAGCUCCAGGCUCCUGGCAGGAGAUUCGCAAUGCCACCCAUUUUGCGCCUGUGUGUCCCCAGAAUGUGCACGGGGUGUUGCCUGAGAUCAUGCUACCAGUGUGGUUCACAGACAGCCUGGAUGCUGCAGCAACCUAUGUCCAGAACCAGAGUGAGGACUGCCUUUACCUCAACAUUUAUGUACCCACUGAAGACGGUCCGCUCACAAAAAAACAAGACGAGUCUACAAUGAACAGACCAAGGGAUGAAGAUAUUCGGGAUCGUCGUAAGAAGCCGGUGAUGCUGUUCAUCCACGGCGGCUCCUACAUGGAGGGCUCAGGAAACAUGUUUGACGGCAGCGUCCUUGCCGCUUAUGGAAACGUCAUCGUGGUCACCAUGAACUAUCGGCUUGGUGUGCUUGGGUUUCUGAGCACAGGGGACCAGUCUGCUAAGGGGAACUAUGGCUUGUUGGACCAGAUCCAGGCCCUGCGCUGGCUCAAUGAAAACAUUGGCCACUUUGGAGGAGACCCAGAGAGAAUCACCAUCUUUGGCUCGGGAGCCGGUGCCGCCUGUGUGAACCUUCUCAUCCUCUCCCACCACUCCGAGGGUUUGUUCCAGAGGGCCAUCGCUCAGAGUGGAUCGGCCAUCUCCAGCUGGUCAGUCAACUACCGACCGGUGAUGUACACCAAGAUCCUGGCCAGGAAGGUUGGCUGCACUCUUGGGGACAUGGCUGAGUUGGUGGACUGCCUGAGGAGGAAGAGUUUCCGGGAGUUGGUGGACCAAGACAUCCAGCCUGCACGCUAUCACAUCGCCUUCGGACCUGUAGUAGAUGGGGACGUGGUGCCGGAUGAUCCUGAGAUUCUAAUGCAGCAGGGUGAGUUCCUGAACUACGACAUAUUGCUGGGAGUCAACCAGGGAGAGGGCCUGAAGUUUGUGGAUGACAGUGAAGGAGACGACGGAAUAUCAGCAGCCUCGUUUGACUACACCAUCUCCAACUUUGUGGAUAAUCUGUAUGGAUACCCUGAUGGUAAAGAUAUCCUGAGAGAAACCAUAAAGUUCAUGUACACAGACUGGGCUGACAGGGACAACAGUGACAUGCGUAGGAAGACCCUCCUGGCUCUGUUCACCGACCAUCAGUGGGUGGCCCCGGCUGUCGCCACUGCCAAACUGCACGCCGAGUUUCAGUCACCCGUCUACUUCUACACCUUCCACCACCACUGUCAGACCGAGGCGCGGCCAGAAUGGGCAGAUGCAGCCCAUGGAGAUGAGAUCCCCUAUGUGUUUGGGAUUCCCAUGGUGGGAGCCACUGACCUGUUUCCCUGUAACUUCUCCAAGAACGAUGUUAUGCUCAGUGCAGUGGUGAUGACAUACUGGACCAACUUUGCCAAGACAGGGGAUCCAAACCUCCCAGUUCCUCAGGACACCACAUUCAUCCACACCAAGCCCAACCGUUUUGAAGAGGUCAUCUGGACCAAGUUCAGUUCCAAAGACAAGCAGUAUUUACAUAUCGGGCUCAAGCCUCGGGUCAGAGACAACUAUCGGGCCAACAAGGUGGCCUUCUGGCUGGAGCUGGUGCCACAUCUCCACAGCCUCCACAAGCAAAUCAUUAGUUCUAUCACAACUCGACUGCCGCCCAACCGCUGGAAGAGCCCUCCCAACUCUGGCACUCGCUCCACAUGGCACCCUGUAAUCUCCACCUAUCCACCUGAUCCUGAGCCCGAUGGUUCAGAGAGACCCCGCUAUUCUCCCUUCCCCGGUGAGACGAGGGACUACUCCACUGAGCUGAGUGUCACAGUAGCUGUGGGCGCAUCUCUCCUUUUCCUGAAUGUGCUGGCCUUUGCCGCGCUAUACUACAAACGGGACAAGCGCCACGAACUCAUGCAGAGACGCCACCGCCGACUGUCCCCACAGCGCACAACGAUGGGCAUGGGUGUUGGCAUGGGAGUAGUAGGGGCCCCACCGCACAAUGACCUGGCGCUGAGCCAGGAAGAGGAGCUAAUGUCGCUGCAGAUGAAGCAGCAACGAGUGGAGCUGGAGCAUGGCACACCCCUCCCUUCCCGCGGCGUCCAUGGCGACCUGGAACCCCUGCGGCCUCCUGUGUGCCCACCUGACUACACGCUGGCCCUGCGGCGGGCACCGGAGGACGUGCCACUGAUGACAGCCAAUACCAUCACCAUGAUCCCCAGCACCAUCAGCAGCAUGCAGCCCCUCCACCCCUUCAACACUUAUCCCCCUGUCCCGGCCCCCUCCACUACACCUGUCCCCAGCCACAGCAACAAUGCCCUGCCACACCAACACUCCACCACCCGUGUAUAGGACCAGGCACAACCUCUGCUACCCCACUCUGGGCUUACAGAGAUGCACCACACAAACUGCUCCAUACAAACUCCACUCUCACCGCCCUCUACUCCUCUUUACUAUAUCUUUGUCUUUUCUCAUUAAGCCCUCAAAUAAAGCUGCAGUUUGUAAGAUUUUAAGCAGUGAAAUACCUCUAAAUUGUAAUCAUGAAUCAAGGAGAGGGGGUUGAUUUAAAAAAUGCCCCUUUGCCAAAAGCCUGUCAUCAUAGGUACAUAUUGCUUUGCCCAGUUAAAUCUCUUUCAGUAUCUGGUGCUUAGGUGGGCCACCAGAAAUGCAGCUUUAAGCUUGUAGCUCUCCCUCAAAGAGGUAUAGAGCUAAUCACAAUCAGUCAGGCAUCUUAUGUGGAGCUUGGUUGUUUUGCGCAUGUGUUGUUGUGUCAGUGUAAAACUAUGUUUAACAUGGAAUACAAAUACUCAUUUUUAUUCAUUUAGUGAAAAGAUAAUACAGUAGCGAGCGGCUUUGUAUGAGGCAACAUAUGCCCAAACAAGCUGUCUGUCAUGAAGCGGUGAUUUCUUGAAACUUACAAAUUGCAGCUUUAAAGGCCCAAUCUGGAAGUGAAAUUUGGCACCCUGUGUCGAGCACUAUGUCCCAACAGCUGUCUCGGUUUUCAGAUUUUCGGAGACGUUUGUUUAGCGUGAAACGUGUUGACAGGGCUUAGACUUACGAACAAAUGAGUUUAAAACUUCAUUUUCUUCAAUUCCCAAAUUUGUAUACCUGUUUUUAGUUAGGAUGCAACCUAAAUGCCAUGAUUUUAAAAAAGUCUUUAUACUCACGACCUAUGCUUUUCAAAACAUUUCCAGAUUGGGGCUUCAACUGUUGGGCGGUACAGGAAAUAACUGAAUCAUACUCAGUCUGUGGGAUGCAACCUGGAAUCCAGGCUGCCCAUUAGAACUCGCUGCAUCUCCUCCACACAGGCUCUUAUCAUGUCCAUUAAUUUAUUUGUUUCUCGCUCAUUAUCUCACUGUCUGUAUCCCCACCUCAGCCCAUUUAACUGCUUCUCUCUUUUCGCUGCCUCCCUCUCUCUUCUCCCUCUGCAUCUGCCCUCAUAAAAUUGCUCUUUUUAUUAAACCAUUGACAUUAAUCCAUUUCCAUAUCUCAACUCUUUUUCCUCUUUCACGCAAUCACAUCUAGACUCUUUUUUCCUUUUGGAGUCUUUUAUACAAAAACACAAAUGUAAAUGAUGUAUUAUUAAUAAAUUGUAAGGAUAUGAAUGAAAAAAAGAUAUUCUGAUAUCUCGUUUUUACCAGCAUUCUUGGUGCCAAGUACUGUGAUAAAGUUCCUCUUUCACUGGCGUCCAGUGGACGGCCUGGAGAGGUCCAUCCUGACUGUAUCUUACAAAAGAAAUUACCAUCAUAAAAAGUGCCAACCCCUUCAUCUUUCUUUUUGAUCCACACACUUUUUUUUAAGUUAUCACACUCAAUGUUGCACUGUGGCUGGUCUCUUCUUUAAAGGGAAAUCAGAUUCAAUAUAUCCUCGUUUAAGAAAAAAAAAAGAGAAUAUAACGUUUUAUUAACUACUUUGCUGUCUGGGAUAUUUGCAUGAUGUUUUUCUUUUCUAAAGAGUGUGGACAGAGAAGUUUGUCAUUUUGAUGAUUUGCCUUGUUCUUCAUUGAUUCUUUUUUUUAAUUUCAUUUUUGAGAGUCAUUUUCAUUUCCUAUUUUAAUAUCAGCUGCACUUUGUGGUACUUCAAAAGGUAUUAAAGUAUUAAGAGAUGAAUAUUGUGUAAAACUAUGAUUAUAACAAAGAGAGUAAAUAUUUCCUCUUUAUUUUUUUCAUUUCCUAACACAGAGGCUGUGCCGCAAAACUACCAGAAAGACUGACGAAAGCCUUUUUUUCUCCCCCCCUUCCCCUCUUCUUUUUGCUGUUUCUCUUAUCUUUUGCAACUGUGACGUUUGCACAGUCACUGUCUCUCAAUCUCACCUGAAGAUAACACUUUUUUUUAAGUUACAAGAAAAAAAAAAGAAACGACUACUUCACAGGAAUAGUCUAAAUGAGGUUUUUGUCUGUGACGGACAUUAACCACAUGCUUCAAGAGUUUGAAGACUGCCUGACAGUUAUCUUUUCGUCUGGUCUUUUGUUGUUUCAUGAUUCUCCCCUCUUCAAGGUGGGAGAAAAAGGAUGAGAUAUAUUUAUGACGGUCUAAAGGUGAGAGAGCCUUGUACGCGCGUUUCACAUCUUUCGCACAAUUGAACACAGAGACGGGUCACACUCUGGACAAUACUGAAAAAAAAACCACCCCAGUGACAUUAGGACAAAACACUGGACAAAUGCCGGCAGUGAUUUAAUGGUGAUGAUGAAAUAGAUCGUCAACAAUGCGUCUGUUGAUGCACAGAGGAUGCAUUCUAAAAAAAAAAAACCUGAUUUGAAAAAGAAAAAUCUUUAAUGACAGACAUUACUCAUACACCAUACACCACAAAAGCAAGGCGGGCGGGAUUCAUUCUCCCCCUUCCUUGUAACAUUCUGUAUCCUGUCUGCUUAGGAUAACGACACUUUGGAGCCAGACUGCCAUCCCUCACACUGGACUGGAGCAAGCUGCGAGGACAAAAAGAAACAAAAACCAACACAUGAAACAAAACUGUACAUUUUUUAAGUGUAAGAGAACAAACUGGAAUUUGUAAAUAUUAUGUUUGUCGUUUGGUUUGAGUGAUUGGCCAGAUCUUUUCUUUGUGACAACAGGUGCAAGUUUCGAUGAUGAUUUUAGCACUCAUGCGUAUGUUUGAUUCUUCUUUAUUUCCUAGGUCUCAAGGUUGAAUUCCAAUAGGUUAUGGAAAAAAAGGAACGGGUAUGGCUCAGGUUAGCCUUGAUAAUAUGGUGAUAAAAAUGCUCUUACAGAAUAUAUGGCUGUCUAAAGCAUAACGUACACACCUGGCACUAUCCCAUCAAUCAUGAAGGCAGCUUUUGAGUAAAAUGACUCCUUUAAUUGGUUAAAAAGCCAAAGAACAGCUGCAGUGAACAGAUGAAGGAAGGGGAAAUAGGGAUGCUUGGAGAAAUGAGGCAGAAAAACAAGAGACAGAUCGGAUGUGAAAAAUGUGCUCAGAACAAACUACAAAUCAAGGAAUUUUACUUGUGACGCUGUUGGAUUUAAUUGUUAGUGUCUCACAUUGUCUUGAGCAUUGUCAUACAGUAUAACCUGUAAUUGGAAGGUUGUGAAGUCCUUUGUACUCUUUUUGGUCUUAUUUCAGACUCUAAUCAUGGUGGUUGUUUCGCUACCUUUUGCAAUUUUGUCUGCACAAUGUUUAUGGGAUUAUUGACCCAUCUGUUUGACGUGAGUUUGAGUUGCCCACGCUUCCAAAAGCAGCAUUACAAAGACAGUAUUUUUUUGGAAACAAGGGUUGGGACAGCCAACAGAUAAUGGAAGCACACUCACCAAGUUUACAUGUUUACACUACAGUUUUUAUGUUGGCUUAAGGUAAGGAAAAAAAGACAAAAGAGAAAAAGGAUUACAAGGAUCCAAAUAUCUUCUUAUUAGGCUGCAACAUUUAUUGCUGGACUGGUAAAGUGAAGGCUUGCACCUGUUCGUCUGUUUUAUUUAGUCGGAUUCAGUAACCUGCUUGAAGCUCAAGAUACUGUGAGAGAGCAUAAUGACCAGAAGGGGUUGAAAGAAUUAAAGUUAAUAUUUCUAUUUCAAAUAGAGGCUAUUACACACUGUAUGUUGUGUAUCUGAACUGGAAAACAUUAAAAGACA